Struthio camelus australis is the source of this 602-nucleotide messenger RNA. NCBI's taxonomy places the organism in Eukaryota, Metazoa, Chordata, Aves, Struthioniformes, Struthionidae. The record is from RefSeq and is a predicted model, not a curated record.
AUGCUCUUUGACUUUUACUCCUUUCCAAAGGCCUGUGCGCCAGAUUUAAAGGGGCUCUUGCAUUACGAAGAAAGCACUCAAAAGCUGUAUCAUUGUGAUCAAAUAAUAUGGAAGUUCUGGAAUUCCCAAAGCAAAGUAAAAAUGCUGCCAUUAGUAUGCAUCUAAAUCAGAGCACACGUAGCUCAACAAAAAGCUCAAAUGAGCAGUAACGACUUAUAAGCCAAUCUAUAGUGUUUUUCACGAAAAAUAUAAUUUUCUGUCAAUUCUUUGGUAUGACUUGGAAAAAGAAUUAUCUUUUAAGUCCUUUAUCUUACUAAAGGAACAUCUACAGGAGCCUGUGCUCUCCCUACUGUUAAGUUCUAUAGUCAUUAUCUACAAAUGAUUCUGAAUUUUGCUAUUUUUGUGUGUGCUUCCCUAGUACACUCAGUUUAUGUUUUAUAUGGGUAAAAGAGAUUAUUUUAAUAUUUUUUCAUUGAAAGGAAUUCAAGUAACCUACUGUGAUGUCUUUAAACUUCUUUCCAAUAUAAGUUUCAAUAGGCUUUUCAUUCAUGAUGAAGCUCAACAAUGUGCACUAAUUUGACACUUGAAAUCCCAAGAGUUUC